Messenger RNA from Cynocephalus volans (Philippine flying lemur), 2644 nucleotides. It is a transcript of the gene JADE2, whose product is annotated as jade family PHD finger 2. NCBI's taxonomy places the organism in Eukaryota, Metazoa, Chordata, Mammalia, Dermoptera, Cynocephalidae. The record is from RefSeq and is a predicted model, not a curated record. Gene Ontology annotation, cellular component: histone acetyltransferase complex. Gene Ontology annotation, biological process: regulation of transcription by RNA polymerase II. Bases 5 to 2506 code for a protein of 833 amino acids. The transcript has 11 exons.
GCAGAUGGAAGAGAAGAGGCGAAAAUACUCUAUCAGCAGUGACAACUCUGACACCACUGACAGUCACGCUACAUCUACAUCGGCAUCAAGAUGCUCCAAACUGCCCAGCAGCACCAAGUCGGGCUGGCCCCGGCAGAACGAAAAGAAGCCCUCAGAGGUUUUCCGGACAGAUUUGAUCACAGCCAUGAAGAUCCCAGACUCAUACCAGCUCAGCCCAGAUGACUACUAUAUCCUGGCAGAUCCGUGGCGACAGGAAUGGGAGAAAGGGGUGCAGGUGCCCGCCGGGGCGGAGGCCAUCCCAGAGCCCGUGGUGAGGAUCCUCCCACCGCUGGAAGGCCCCCCUACCCAGGCGUCCCCGAGCAGCUCUGCACUUGGUGAGGGCUCCCAGCCUGAUUGGCCAGAGGGCAGCCGCUAUGACCUGGACGAAAUUGAUGCCUACUGGCUGGAGCUCAUCAAUUCAGAGCUCAAGGAGAUGGAGAGGCCGGAGCUGGAUGAGCUGACAUUAGAGCGUGUGCUGGAGGAACUAGAGACUUUGUGCCACCAGAAUAUGGCACGAGCCAUCGAGACGCAGGAGGGGCUGGGCAUCGAGUACGAUGAAGAUGUCGUCUGUGAUGUGUGCCGCUCUCCUGAGGGUGAGGAUGGCAACGAGAUGGUCUUCUGUGACAAGUGCAACGUCUGCGUGCACCAGGCAUGCUAUGGAAUCCUCAAGGUGCCCACGGGCAGCUGGCUGUGCCGGACGUGUGCCCUGGGUGUCCAGCCAAAGUGCCUGCUCUGCCCCAAGCGAGGAGGAGCCUUGAAGCCCACCAGAAGUGGGACCAAGUGGGUGCAUGUCAGCUGUGCCCUGUGGAUUCCUGAGGUCAGCAUUGGCUGCCCAGAGAAGAUGGAGCCCAUCACCAAGAUCUCACACAUCCCAGCCAGCCGCUGGGCUCUGUCCUGCAGUCUCUGCAAGGAGUGCACAGGCACCUGCAUCCAGUGUUCCAUGCCUUCCUGCGUCACAGCGUUCCAUGUCACUUGCGCCUUUGACCAUGGCCUGGAAAUGCGGACUAUAUUAGCAGACAACGAUGAGGUCAAGUUCAAGUCAUUCUGCCAGGAGCACAGUGAUGGAGGCCCGCGGGGUGAGCCCACAUCCGAGCCCGUGGAGCCCAGCCAGGCCGGCGAGGAUCUGGAAAAGGUGACCCUGCGGAAGCAGCGGCUGCAGCAGCUGGAGGAAGACUUCUACGAACUGGUAGAGCCAGCCGAGGUGGCCGAGCGGCUGGACCUGGCUGAGGCACUGGUUGACUUUAUCUACCAGUACUGGAAGCUGAAGAGGAAAGCCAACGCCAACCAGCCAUUGCUGACCCCCAAGACUGAUGAGGUGGACAACCUGGCCCAGCAGGAGCAGGACAUCCUCUACCGCCGCCUGAAGCUCUUCACACACCUGCGGCAGGACUUGGAGAGGGUUAGAAAUCUGUGCUACAUGGUGACAAGGCGCGAGAGAACGAAACACGCCAUCUGCAAACUCCAGGAGCAGAUAUUCCACCUGCAGAUGAAACUUAUUGAACAGGAUCUAUGUCGAGAGCGGUCCGGGAGGAGAGCAAAAGGCAAGAAGAGCGACUCAAAAAGGAAAGGCCGCGAGGGCCCCAAGGGCAGCCCUGAGAAGAAAGAGAAAGUGAAGGCGGGGCCCGACUCAGUCCUGGGGCAGCUGGGCCUGUCCACCUCAUUCCCCAUCGACGGCACCUUCUUCAACAGCUGGCUGGCCCAGUCGGUGCAGAUCACAGCAGAGAACAUGGCCAUGAGUGAGUGGUCGCUGAACAAUGGGCACCGCGAGGACCCCGCCCCGGGGCUGCUGUCAGAGGAGCUGCUGCAAGACGAGGAGACGCUGCUCAGCUUCAUGCGGGACCCCUCGCUGCGACCUGGUGACCCUGCCAGGAAGGCCCGUGGCCGUGCCCGCUUGACUGCCAAGAAGAAACCACCACCACCACCACCACAGGAUGGGCCCGGCUCACGGACGACUCCAGAUAAACCCCCCAAGAAGCCCUGGGGCCAGGAUGCAGGCAGCGGCAAGGGGGGCCAGGGGCCACCUACCAGAAAACCACCACGGCGGACGUCUUCUCACUUGCCGUCCAGCCCUACAGCUGGGGACUGUCCCAUCCCAGCAGCCCCUGAAAGCCCCCCACCGCUGGUCCCUGAGACCCCAGACGAGGCAGACCCAAUGGCUGCUGACUCGAAUGUCCAAGUGCCUGGCCCUACGGUGAGCCCUAAGCCUUUGGGCCGGCUCAGGCCGCCCCGCGAGAGCAAGGUAACCCGGAGAUCACCGGGUGCCAGGCCUGAUGCUGGGACAGAGCCACCUCCUACUGUGGCUGAGAGGCCAAAGGUCAGCCUACACUUUGACGCUGAGACUGAUGGCUACUUCUCUGAUGGGGAAAUGAGCGACUCAGACGUAGAGGCUGGGGACAGCGGGGUGCAGCGGGGUCCCCGGGAGGCAGGGACUGAGGAGGUGGUCCGCAUGGGGGUACUGGCCUCCUAACUCACACCUACCCCUGUCCCAGGCCCUGCCCUGGUCCCCGACAAGGCCUCAGCCCAGUCUCAACUGCCAUUUCCAAUCUCUGCUGAGUGUCCCAGACCCUCGAGGCUGGCACACUGUUGUGGUUUUAUUUUUAAUAUA